AUGGAGAAAAAAACCAAGAAGGAGGUCGACGAGCUUCGGGGAAUUUUGAAGGAUAUGUCUGGUAAUAUGAGAUUGUUCUCCCUUACCAUGAGGUCCCUCUACGCAGAAAAAGCGGUGGGCACUGACGAAGAGGUUGCCAAAGAGUUCAGAAAACUCCGCGACGACACCAGGAAUGAUGCCAUGGUGUACAUUGAGGGCAUCCUUCCUCUAACAACCGAGUUUGUCACAUCCAUCAGCGCAUACUUUGAUAACUACGACGCUCUUUCGUUUGAUGAGUGGCAUGAAAGUAUUUCCUCGAUCCGCAAGGAUACUGCUGAUUACAAGAAACUCUGUAUGACGAUAUUGAAACUGCAUUACGACAUUUUGGUGCCCCUUAAGAAGAGGAGAGACCAGGCUGGUAUGCUCGUAUCUAAAAUAAAUGGCCUUGACGACGAAUUUGAGAAGAAGAAGGAAGAGCAGCUAAAAAUGGCAGACAACCAACGCUUUUGGGCGUCGGCUCUUUGCUUUGUCCCGUACGUGGGUACGAUUGCCAGAACCAUUUUAGACGCUAGUGCUGACCAAAAUUUGGCAAAAGCCACCGCUUUAAAAUUGCAAGCCUUUAUCCACGGAUCAGCCGCCUUGGCAGUGAAAGAAACCCUCAUCCCCGCUUUGGAAACCUUCAUUGAGGGAAUUUCUAAAGCAGCUAACUUCUUCUCUAUUAUGGAACAAGAAUUGCAAAAGUUUGAAAACAACGCCAGGAAGAGCGAGGACAAACCAACUGAAGUACAAAAAAUCUUCUACAAAGUAAUGAAGGUGGAAGCCAGUGAUAUGAAGUCUAUUUGCCAACUUUUCCAUGCCGCCGUACCAGAAGUCAAGACCGAUUUCCAAGCCUUGCCUACAGAGGGCACGGACCGCAACUACGUGGACGAAUGGCUGAAAAAACAGAAAAAGAUGAUCGAAGAAGAAUGUAAAGGUAUGCUUGCCAGAAGGAUAUUUAGAGCCAUUGCAAAUGCAUUGUAG
Messenger RNA from Pocillopora meandrina, 999 nucleotides. The record is from the annotation of a GenBank genome assembly. Lineage: Eukaryota; Metazoa; Cnidaria; Anthozoa; Scleractinia; Pocilloporidae.